Messenger RNA from Cantharellus anzutake, 432 nucleotides. RefSeq lists its product as uncharacterized. The coding region runs from base 1 to 432 and encodes 143 amino acids. The transcript has a single exon. Lineage: Eukaryota; Fungi; Basidiomycota; Agaricomycetes; Cantharellales; Hydnaceae. The record is from RefSeq and is a predicted model, not a curated record.
AUGGACAACUCACAGGAUGUCAGAAUGUACCUAGGCAGAAAUAAUGAUCUGCAUGGUGAGGUUACUGGUGACAAAAGCGAUGGACCAAUCAUCAAUCCCACCUUGCUUGCCAUCUCUCAAAUAAUGUGCAUCCCAUGUGCCACCCCAUACAAUUUCCACACACCACUGCAAUCCUUAAGCACCGAGAGUAUGAUGUUUAGCACUGAGAAUGCGACACUUAGCACUGAGGGUACUGUAGUUAGUGCUGAGAAUACCACCACCAGCUCUGAUGAGUCUCUUACCUUUCCUCCUGCUCAUGCCCAGGCAAAGAAGCAUGCCAUCAAUGACCUGGAAUAUAUCAUGUCAUUUUCCUCAUCCUCAAAUUCCAUCAUGUCCUCCUCACCUCUCCAAUCAACCUUCAAACUUCUGCUUCCAAGACCCACCUUGAAUUGA